AAAGCAGCUCUGGCUCUGCCGACACGCCAGUAGCAGCAGCAGCAGAACUGCAUGGCGGAGAGAGGAGUUUUAUAAUAACCCUUGUUUAUCUGUUUUAGCUCUUAAACUAGUAACUGAUUUAUUUCUGAUCAUUUAAUCAGGAUUUACUGUGGUCUGAACAGCCUGGGAUUUAUAUUAUAACCCCCUGUAUGGCUCCUGUGGUUGAUUUAGGGAGCUGUAGUGUGUUUAGAGUGUGAUGAUCAGUAGUCUGCAGUAUUACCUCGUGUAGAGAUAUAUCAGCUGAUACUCAGAUUAAUAUGGACAGUGAAGAUCUGGCAGAGUCUGUUCUUAUUCAUUUGGAUGUGGAGACUCUUAUUGCCGGGACUCUAAAGCAUGAGAAGUGCGAGAUUUCAACAACUCGAAAGUGCUACUCCUACAUAAAGAAGAGGACUUUUGCAACAUUUGUGGCGUCUAAGAGGGUCUCAUCGUCUCCUACUGAUACCUCACCGGUUUGGCAGUGCUGUGACGAGACCUUUUCAGACCCGUCCUCAGUCCACAAGCAUGUUUCCAACCUCCACGCUGAAGAGAUCGAGCAGCUCACCACUGCGGCCCUGGAUCAGAUGCUGAGCCAGAGCGAGGAGGCUUUUCAAAAGCAAGAAGACCCAAAUGAGAGCCAAUCAGACGAUCCAGCCUCCUGGAUACCCAGCACAAGCCAUCUUUCUGAGGAGGAGCUCAGCAAAGGUCCAGGUGAAGUCCUCCUGUAUUACAGCUACUGCCAAAUACGAGAUCCCAAGCUGAUUUGUUCUUGGCAGUCUGAGCUGUGUUCAAGACUUCAUCUCACUGGCAAGGUGCGUGUGGCCACUGAGGGCAUUAAUGGAACAGUUGGUGGAACCAAAACGGCCACAAAGCUUUACAUCAAGGCGAUGCUGUCACACCCCAUUUUCAAAAUAAUGCAAGUGGAAGAUUUUAAGACCAGUGAAGGUGGUGCAGAGUGCUUUUCUGAACUUAAGGUUGGUGUCUACAAAGAAAUUGUCCCAAUGGGUGUGGAUCCAGAUACAAUUUCCUACAGGUUAGCAGGAACUCAUUUGGAACCGGAACAAUUUCACAAAGAAGUGCAAUCUCUGCUUGAAGAUGCAUCUUCAAAGAAUGACACGAUACUUCUGGACUGUAGAAACUUCUACGAGAGUAAAAUUGGCCAGUUUAAGAAUUGUUUAGCGCCUGACAUCCGCAAAUUCAGCUACUUUCCUGACUACGUGGAGAAGAACCUGGAUCUAUUCCGCGACAAAAAAGUGCUUAUGUACUGCACAGGGGGAAUACGGUGUGAACGAGGGUCGGCCUACCUUCGCUCAAAAAAUGUGUGUAAGGAAGUGUAUCAGCUGAAGGGUGGCAUCCACAAGUACCUGGAGCAGUUUCCUGAGGGCUUCUACAGAGGAAAACUCUUUGUGUUUGAUGAUCGUUAUGCAAUCUCGUUCAACAAAGACAUCAUCUCAGAUUGUAGGUACUGUGGAGCCCCUUGGGACCAGUAUCAGCUAUGCUCUACAGACUUCUGCUGCCAGCUGGUCUUGUCCUGUUCCUCCUGCAGGCAGAAGGGUCUUACAGCCUGCUGUCCUGUGUGCCAAGCCAAAGAACAGAGGUCCAGUUCCAGCCCCUCACCUGGACGUCCACACAGAGAGGAGUGUGAGUGUACUGACUCACGGCCCAGGAUCCCUAAUGAUACUUUAUGACGGGGUUAUUGAUGCGAUUUCCCAAUUAAAGGUUCAGAUGAGUGUAUGAAGCAUGCAUGAUGUUCAAAAUGACAAUGUGUAUGUCUUUCAUGACAAAGUUUUAUAUAUCAGAUUUUAAUGUCAGGUUUAUAUCUGCUGUAAGUUUUAAUAUCUCACUUCAGAGCAUUAAACUGCCAUACAGUGGCAUGUGCUACUUAUUGCUUUGACUUGAAAACAGUUCAUACUUUAGGAUUUUAAGCAUGAAUAUUGAUUGAUAUUUACUGUAAAUCAGAAAUAAAUGACAUCUUCAUUUCCAAAUCUUUAUUCGUAGCCAUUUACUCACAUUUACAUAAAUACAAAAUAAGGAAUGACAAGGAAAUGCAUUACACCACCACAGGGUAAAUGUACCAAUACAAUGGGGGAUUUAACAAGGCAUGUUUGGUUUGUUCAGUGUGUUUUUUCAAAGAUCACAACACCAGUCUAUACAGCAGUUUGUGACAAACAUCACAGCCCAACUAAUUUUUUUUCAGUCAGAACUUUACAUAAGGCCUCAGGAAUGAGACGUAUUCCUUUUUGAGAAAGUGAAGACUUAAACUUUGGUUACUGUACAAGCAUCUGCAAAAAAAAUAUAUUGUGGUUAUUGCACUUGUAUUUUUUGUAUGUUUAUCAAAAAGUUGUACAAUAAAAAGCAUGAUAGUUUACCUGACGCAUGAUAAGCUAUGCCCAGUGAUAAUAAAGGUACCAGAUGGUGUCGUUGCUCAACGCUGGCCCAAACAACGGGUUCAGUUGUGCUAGUAUCGCGAUCAGCCAACUGAACAGGCAGAAAAAUGUACACAAAGUUACAACAAAUACAAGACAUUCUUACAACUAACUGUAACUAGGGCUGUACAAUAUAUUAUAUAAGCUAUAAAAUAAAGAACUAUUGUACUGGUUUCCAAA
This is a messenger RNA of Astyanax mexicanus (Mexican tetra), 2621 nucleotides long. RefSeq names its product thiosulfate sulfurtransferase/rhodanese-like domain-containing protein 2. NCBI's taxonomy places the organism in Eukaryota, Metazoa, Chordata, Actinopteri, Characiformes, Acestrorhamphidae. The record is from RefSeq and is a predicted model, not a curated record. Bases 297 to 1703 code for a protein of 468 amino acids. The transcript is spliced from 9 exons.